This is a messenger RNA of Bactrocera dorsalis (oriental fruit fly), 33545 nucleotides long. Its product is annotated as piggyBac transposable element-derived protein 3-like. The record is from RefSeq and is a predicted model, not a curated record. Bases 15753 to 17219 code for a protein of 488 amino acids. NCBI's taxonomy places the organism in Eukaryota, Metazoa, Arthropoda, Insecta, Diptera, Tephritidae. The transcript has 2 exons.
UGUUAUUAUUGUUAUUCAUUAAUUCUUUUAUUUCUUUUUCAUAAGUUUUGUCUCCUAUAGUAUAAUUAAUUUGUUCCUUUACUUGUUCAGAUAUUUUUUUAAAUGUUAUAGAAUAUUCGAAUAAAUCUAUUUUUGCUUUCAUUUUUCUUAAGGAAUCUUUUCCUAAUAUUAAAUCAAAUUCUUUUAGUUCUUCUGCUCUCUUGUGAGUAACUGUUGAACUGUGUGUUAAACUUAAUAGGUUUAUUUAAUUUUAUUCUUUCUGCAAAUGGGUAAUUUUUACUCACAUAGCUACUAGUUGCACUUGAAUCUAUCAGUAUAUGCACGAAUCUUCCAUUAGGUGCAGUGCGUCUUAACGUCGGAAGACCGUGAUACCUUAUAAAAAAAUGUUUUUGUUGGUUAGUAUUUUUAUAACUUACGCUAGCUGCUUCAUUGUAGAGUGAUAUGUUAUCUUCAUUAGUUUGUGCAUCUUUCAUUUGGCUGCGCUUUGCGUUGAUUUAUAUUUGAUGAUUCGUCUCUGCUUCUCUUGAAUUGUUCUCCUACUCGUUGCAUUACUGUUUUGAAGGGAUUCGGUGUUUGUCUGCUUGUCUGCUGAAAUUGUGGUGGUUGUGGAUUAUAUGGUUGUCUUCUGAAUCUUGUUGAAGAAGGAUCUACAUCCAUUGGUACCACUGGCUGUGUUUGUUGCACGAAAGUUGGAUGAAGAGGGGGGUAUAUUUGUGGUCUCUGCCAUUGUUGCUGACUCUUCUGGUAUGUUCUGGGUAUGUGUUCCAGUUGGUGAUAAUGAGUGUCAUGUUGCCAUUCAUGCCUUCCAUCAGGUUUGAGCAAUUUCUGGAGUACAGUGCGUUUUUUGUUGCUGUACUUUUUAACCCUGCAAUAAAUGUACGUAUCGCUUUUAGUUGCACUUCUUUUGAUAGAGCUUCUAUCACAAAUUCAUUUUUGUGUGACAUUUCUAUCUUGGAUAAUACUCCGUUGAGUGCUUGGUUCAGGUGAUCAUAGUAUAUGUGCAGAGGUUUUUCUCCUUGUCGUAUUCUCAUCAUAUCUUCCUCGAGUACAUAGAGUGGGCGUUGAUCUGCAUAAGAGUCGUCUAGGCGGUCUAUGAUUUCAUCGAGGUUUAGCUUUGUGUUGUUGCUGAUGAGGAUUUGUGCAGCUCGUCCUGUGAUCUUUCCUCUGAGAAGGAUCAGGGCUUCAGUGUAAAUGUUUUGUCCACAAAAUAUUUUCACAUAAUUCAUUAGCGUUAUUGCUAGUUUUCUCCAAUUUCUGUAUUCGUGAUAAUCUCCACUAAACACUGUUAUUGCUGAUUUGAAGAGUUCUAAGUCGACUUCUUUGGGAUCAGUGUAUGUACAGAUUUCAUCCUGGGCUUCUAUUAUUGGUGUAUUACCUAUUUGAGCUUCGGCGAAUUUCCUCUGCAAAUCAAGUACCAUCGCUUGGAGUGCUUGGAUCUCUGCUGCUUGUUGUGCCAUUUUAUUUUGUUUUUUCUUGUUUUGUUUUUAAGUUUUGAACCGUUUUGAAAAUUUGCUUGAAUUUUAGUUACUGGAUUCAACCUUAUUUCUUGUCCUUGAAGGAUUUUUGUAUCGAAUCCUUUUUUGUUGACAGGUCCUUUUUAGUUUUGGGACACUUUCCAAGGAUAUGUUUUUAUAUCCUUCACUUGUUAAGGAAUUGAUUCUGAUUCCUUUUUAUUAGUGUGUCCCUGCUCGGGCGCCUAUUAAAGUUUACACUUUAUUAUUUUCUAAGAAAUAUAUUUUUAGCUCCGUAUAGCAAUCUUUAUUUAAUCACUUAAACAGUGUGAAUUUUAUGAACAGAAAAGAUGUUGUAUACAAGCGGGUGCUUGUAUUUAUACAAAAAACUUAGCUUCAAAGUAAUAUAUUUAUCAGUGGUUGUAUUUAUACAAGAACUUAGCUUCAAAGUAAUAUAUUUAUCAGUUGUAGUUUUGUGGUUUCUAUUCUAUUGUGGAAAAGUACUGAAGUGGAAAAGUACUGAUGUGGAAGACAAUUAGUUUAGUUAUUUGGAUAGUGUUAUCUUAUAGUAAGUGAUGUCAGCUUAUUGCUAGGUAGAUGUACAUAUGUAUAUGUAUGGUAGCUAUUAUCAGUUGGGUUCAGUGUAAGUCAUGUAUUAACUCGAGCGUAAGUUUUUUGUAAGUUUCAUGUACACAACAGAGCUACAAAACUAUAGCGAGGCCUAAGUCAAUUACAAUCAUGUUUGUUAUGUUGUUACUUUGUGAAUCAUUUUUCAAGCACGUUUAUAAAAGUAUUAUUAUUUUAUAAUUAAAUAAACCUUUCAUAAAUAUGCUUAUUAAAUGUUUUCGAAAAAUCAUUACAAUAAGCUUAUUCUAUAACUCUAUUGCCGUUCGCUUAUGGAAAGGUUUAUUAGGAUGUACAUAAACAUACACAUGCAUUUACAUGCAAUAAUAAUAAAAAUGAAUGGGUAAGCAAAAGUCAUAAAUUUACAGAUCAGAUAACAUUGAACACACACACUUUUAUUGAAUUGUACAUUUGAAAACAACUCCACAUUAUGCAACACAAACAAUAUGCUGCAAUACAUACAAACAUAUAUAUGUACAUAUAUGUACAUAUAUUUAAUUAGAUACGUAAGUAUAUAAGGCUCAAGGUUCAGCUCAAGAAAGGUACAUAUUUAUUUUUCCCCACCAGCGCGCAGUGAUUCGCCUGGCGGACAAAAGUCAAUGUAAACAAUUAAAUAAUUGACAAUACUUUGAUUAUAACAACCCUUGAUAUGUCACAAUUUUAAGUAAGAAUUGCGCAAAAUAUUCUAAUACGGUUAACUACAACAAUUUUAAUCGAAGUGAUACGGUGUUAUCAUUUUUAUGUUUUCAAUUUAAAUAAAAAAUACAUUAUAAAUAGUGAUUUAACAAGGUUCGGAGGGGAAAACACGACUGUUGAUGAAAUGGAAUUUAAUUUAGAAGGUAUGUAUAUAUAUCUUAUGCAAUUUAAUACUUGGUUUGCGUUUAGCUAAUACGUUGUACGGGGUUUUGAAAACUCAUAUAAAAAUGUUUUUUUUUUUUUUUAUUUUCAAGUUUUUAACGUAUGCAACUUUUUUAUCCACAUAUGUAUAUCCAAGCUAAUGUUUGAAUAUUGUAUAACGGCAACCUUAAGCUAUGCAUGUGGAGUACCACAUCUUUCCCCCAUAAUUUUUAAUUAUUUUUUUCCAGAUCGAGUUUGCUCUAUUUCAAAAAAGGAGUUAUUUGAAGAAUGGCGAAAAUGUAAAAUAGAACGAAAUUCCCGGUUAGUUAAUUAUGUUUUGACAAAAUUUAGUGCUACAGAUGUAACGCCUGAUACACAGACUGAGAUAAAGUUAAAAAUUUCGAGUGUUUCGUCAAAAUUUUCGAAAAAAUGGACUAAAGCAAAUAUGAUGAUUGAACGUUUUUUAAACAAAAAUCGCAGUUGGUUAGAAGGAGCAGAUUUACAAUUUCACCUACAAAUGGAACAUCCUGUCCUACCUCAUCAACUGGAAGCAAUCGACCUCAAGACCAGUGGAAUAAAACUAAAGUGUAGCAAAGGAAAAACUGCAUAUAUAAAAAUUACGCGACAUUGAUGUGGAAAAGGAAGCUGUGAAGUAAAAGGAAAUAAAUUCUAAUGGAAUAAAAAUUCGGAAAAUUAAAAAAUAUAACCAUAUAUUGUAGCACCAGCAACAAUAGCUACAGUAGCAGCAAUAAUGACAACAACAAAAGAACCAAGUAAGUACCUUCGUAAAAGAAUUAUGUAUACUUGUAUGUGCAAAUAUUUUUUUAAUGUAUCUCGUGAAUUAAUAACGGUACAUUUUUUUCCAGUAUGCAGUAUUCAUGGUUCACAUAAUGUGUUUGUAUAUACGGUUUUUUAUUCUUUUAUUCGGUUCAUUUGUAUUACCGUUAAUUGAAAAUGUCAUUGCGUUUUGUAUUGUUCAUAGAAAAGAAUUAUAUGUGCAAACUCAUCUAUUUGUGCUAUGGCAGCUGAACAGAGAACACAUAAAGUUUGUUUUUAACUAAAGUGAAAAAUUGGAAAAAAAGUAAGUUAUGGGUAUUAAGUUUAGUGCAUAGAAGCAUAAUUUAUAAAGUUAUAUAGUUAAAAUGCCACGUGGUACAGAACUAUCGGAUGAAGAGCGAGGUAGGAUAAUUGGAAUGCACGGAGCCGGCAUCAGCAUUGGACGAAUUGCUGCGUCAGUGAACCGACAUCGUAAUACAGUUUCAAGUUAUUUGAAAAAUUCUCAUUGUGUUCUCAUCACUAUGGUGUUAUAAAGCGAACUGGUCAAUUACUAGCAGUUGAUAAGCGUACCAAAAGACGCAUUCAUCACUUAGCAAUUAGCGUAGGCAUGAGUUGCAAGACAGAGUGUUCAGCAAAUUAUGAAACAUGAAAUGGGCCUUUGAAUUAAAACUAGCUUAGCCGCGAAUGAAAAAGCGAUAUAAAGAUGUUCGUAUGUUAUUUUGCGACAAAUAUCGGUUUUAGAAAGAGGAGGUUGAAAACGGAAUUUUAAGUGACGAAAAAACGUUUAAUUUGGAUGGUCAUCACAAAUAUUGGCGCGAUAAGGGAAACUAUGGUGGGGGAUCUUCAAUGGGAUGGGCUGCCUUUAGCUCUAAAGGCAAAUCUCAUUUGUGUUUUUUACCGUGUUUAAAUUGAAUUCUGAACUAUAUGUACAUUGAUUUACUGGAUUGUGAGCUCAUUCCUUUUGCUGACAAUUUUUAUGACGACAGUUGGAUAUUUCAGUAAGACAACACCCCCAUUUAUGUGUCUCGCACUGAAAAAGCAUUUUUUCAGUCCCGGAAUAUCCAAUUAUUGGAUUGGACAGCUUUGAGUUCUGAUCUUAACUCCAAAGAGGACCUUUGGGAUAUAUGUACUUACUGUAAACAAAAAUUCGUUACAUACGCACAGGUAUUUCAAAGUCGAAAAUAAAUAAUAAUGUUUCACUAAAACAGUGACUCCACAGCUUAACUGGAACUGUUACUGUGUAUCUACUAAAUUAGUGCUUUCAAAGCUGUUAGGUCGGUGGCUUUACUACCACAGUAGCCGUCACUCCUCAAAAUAUAGGAAUAUAAUAGGAAGUUCUUAGACAAAACAAAAUUGAAACAGAAUAAAUACGAAUAUUUUUGUUCUUUGUUUUUUGUAAUUUCAAUUGACACAAAGUUCCCUCAAAAUGGAGGCAUCUACCAUACAAUAUUUUCUACUCGUUUAAAACUGGAUUAAUGGAAUUGCAGAAUUCGAUUUUAUUAGGCAAAUUGACAAUAACAAUUUUUGAUGGAAAUAAUAAAAAAAAACACUUAAUUAAUAACAAGUUUGUGAUUGAAUUGAAUAUCUAUCGAAGGACUAAUUUAAGCGAUAACGCUAGCAAUAAAACAUCUUCCAGACCCAAGCAAAAUAUGAAUAAUAUUUCUAAUUAUAAAAGACGCUAUAAAGGAAGUAUGGUGGAAAUCAUCAAUAAUUACAUAUAGUAAAAGAUAAAUGUGUCACAGAAUUCGUUCACACCAAUCAUCUUAAGGGUGUAGACAAAAAUAGACUUAUAAAUAUACCAAAAAGACAUAAAAGCGUAUUUUUUAACAAAGAUGAUAAUUUAACAUUUACAAGUUCAAAAAAAACAGAAUAAUAACCGAAAACCAAACCGAAAAUUUACCGAUACUCAGAAGUACAUUUACCGGAAAUAGAACGUACUCGACAUAUGUACAUAAAACAGUGUUCUUCACUGCAAACGGACAUUAUGAAUUCUAAGGAAAUAAAUGUAUAGCCACUGUUAGCCACAGUUUUCAAUAAUUCGUGUUUAACAAUGAAAUAUUCAAAAUUAUAAUAUAAUUGCACUCGCGUACUCGGUGGUACGUAAGAUCAACGGCGAUUAAAUGAAGUGACGUACAGGAUCGUAAUCCAGUUCAAGUUAAGAUGUGGUGGGGAUGACGACGAACGUUUUUAAUCGAAUUUAUAAGCUACUUUUGAUGUGCGAAUUGUGUCUGCUAUCCCGUUGUCCAUCCUUUCUGUUGAGUAGGUUAGUGUACAGGUGUGGUGAAUUGUGUUGGUGUUGUACUGCGGUGGCAUCGGCUGUGGUGUUCUGAGCUCUGUUAGGGUGCGACAGAAUUUCCUAGGUAGAAUGGGUGGAGGCUUAACUCAUUUGAACACUAAAAAUGCCCUUUGGGUUGCGAAAUGCACCGGCAACGAUCCAGAGGCUGUUGAAUAAAAUACUAAAAUAAUAUAUAAGCGUUAAGGAGCCUCCUGAAUCAUUGAAAAAUUUAAUCAAAUUAAAAGAGAAAAAACUUAAAGAUACAAAUAUGUAAAUAAAAAUGAUUUCUGGAGGCAAGAGACAAAAUUCCUAGGUCACAUGAUUACAAAAGAUGGUAUUAAACCAAACCCACAAAAAGUGUAAGCAAUUGAAAAAACUCUAAAUACUUCCAAGAAGUGUUAAAGAGAUAAAAGAAUUUUUAGGAAUUACAGCAUAUUAUGGAAGGUUUACCAAGGACUACUUGAAAGUUGUGUAUCAUAUUAUCAAGUGCUUUAAGAAAGAUAGGAAAAUAAAUCAAAAUGAUAUAGAUUAAAUAAAGGCAUUUAAUAAAUUAAAAGAGCUAAUAAAUCAGACCCAAUUUUAAUUCACCCAGUUUUUAAUAAAGGUUUCACACUAGUGACAAAUGCCAGAAACUUUACUUUAGUCAUAACAUUAUUAAAAACUGAUAAAGUUAUCUGCUAUGAAAGCAGAUCACCAAACGGGCAUGACAAAAGUUAUAGUACAAUAGAAAAAGAGUUACUUCCAAUAUUUUGGGCGACGAAGUAUUGCCGAUAAUGCUUAUUUGGCCGGCACUUCACUAUUAAAACGGAUCACGCACUUUAAACCAAAUAUGGAAAAUAAAGUUGAGUGAGUUCGAUUUCGAUAUUAACUACAAAAGGAAAAGAAAAUGUAAUUUCAGAUGGUCAAAGCAGAAAUUAUGAAAUUAAUAAUAAGAUGGUGAUGACAUACCAGGUUGUUCAAUAAGUUUUGUAGUUCGAUAAGAGAGGGCGUUGCUACUAGCCUAAAAUUUGUUUGUUUUGUUGGUACACUCUUCAUAUGAACGUACAUAUGUGAAGAUUCAUUUCAAUAUGUCAAUUCAUAUUUUGUUUACAAGUCAUUUAGUGUCGCCGUAUCACAGUAAUGGAAAAAAUUUUAUAUCGUGCAGUGAAAAAUUCUUAUUUUUUUAUGCUGUAGCACCAGAGGAAAUUCUCGAACUAAUAUUAAAAGUAUAUAAUGAAUGUUCACCUACAAUUAGAACAGUAGGAAGAUGGAUAGCUGAAUUUAAACGUGAUCGUACAAGUCUUGAAGACGAUCCACGUGAAAGACGUCCAAAAAGCAUAUCAACACCAGAAAUCAUAGCCAAAAUACAGGAUAUGGUUUUGGAAGAUCGUCGAUUGACUGAGAGAGAUUUAGUAGAGGCUCUACACAUCCUAUUAGGCAGUAUGAGCAGAUAUGUUGAAGUCAACGAAAAAAGGAAGAUAUUGCAACUAAAUAUCAACCAUUGCGUUGCAGCACAAAACCUUCUAAGUGCUAGAAGAAAACAUAGAUGUCGUCAUAUUAAGCUAACAAUAUUUUCAACGUUCGGAAAGCACUUGGAGUAAAGAUAUAAGUGGCAAAGCAGAAAUUUGGGCGUGUAAAGAACAAGCUUUCACAUCUCGUUCCAAAGAAACCCAUAACGGCUUUACAUGGGCGAAUAUACAAGGAAUAUAUUUUGUAAGUUGCUAUGCUAUUUUAACGCAUGGUCUACUGCUUGGGGUAGCAGAAUUACAAACCAUCGUGGUCGCCUCAUUUAGAAUUUUCGAGUCAAACAAACCUAACGAUUUUAAACAGUGGCAUACAAAAUACCUUUCAAAAGAGAAAUAAAGGAUCAACAAUAGACCUAAUGUUUGCUAACGACGCGCUUAACAGGCAUACUAAGUGGAAGGUGUGAGAUAUGUACACAAAUAGCGACAAUAUGGUUACAAUUGCUGAAGAGUUGUUCUCCCAGGAAUCGGAACUCUGUCGGAGAAAUACUUCCCGAAAACGAAGUUGGAAUUUGAUACUGACGUUUUUGAGAGCGUCUGGCAUCAGGCGAAGAUGCCGCUCACUUAGUAUCCGCUGUGCGAAAGGAACCAGUUGCAGCAUGCGACGCAACUAUGCGAAGGACGAGAUACAAUAAAAAUCGAAAGCCAGUAUACUGGUAGAACGACGAAACUGCCAAGCUGAGGAAGCUCUGUCACUCAGCUGGACGCCGCCUACAGCGUAACGAUAAUGAAAUCAGCCUAAGAGAAGCAUUUAAAUGUCAACAAAAGCUCCUGAAGCUCCUCCGUUAUCUGUAGUAAGAGAUCCUGUUUUGAAAAGUUCUGUGAAGAAGCGAACCUAAAGUGCAUCAUUUUUGAAAAAUGUUAUCGAAGGUUAUUCCCGACACAUGCCUCCAUUUCCUAUAUUAAAUGAAGCUACGGCUAUUGUGAAAAAAAUUAAAAGCUCCAAGGCGCCUGGAAUAGAUGGUAUUCCAAAUAGAGUCCUUAAAGAAGCCAUAACUCUUAGACCCAAUUUAUAUGUACAAUGCGUGUAUAUUAGAGGUGUUCCCCGAUCCAUGGAAGAUACAGCCUCUGGUUCUACUCCCAAAGCCAAAAAAUUCACCAGAAGAACCUUCAUCACAUCGACCUCUUUUCAUGGUCGACACGAUUGGGAAAGUGUACGAAAGCAUUGUGAGAGACCGGUUGGAAUUAGCAAUCCAAAAACCGGCGGAUUAUCAGAGACACAAUGUGGCUUUAUAAAAAAGUGGUCCACUAUUGACGCACUAAGAGAAGUUAUUGAUAAUGUUUUGCACAGAAAAACACCGUACUCACGUUUGACUCUCUGUUUGAGUUGUAAGAUCAAACUUUAAACUUAAAUAUGAUUCUUUAAAUCCUUACCACUGGUGGGGGGAAAAUAAAGACUUAUUUAAGCUGCGAACUAUUUCAUUCAUUGUUUACAUGUGUAUUUUUGUAUUAAUGUACUUGUGUCACAAAUAUAAUUUGCUAUAUGUAUAUUCUAUCUUAAGAAAUAAAUUGUCAUGUUCAUGUAUUUAUGAACAUUCUGCCAGGGGCUUUUAGUUGUAUCCUAACUUUACUCGUAUAUUACAAGUAUGUUUUAUUAUUAAUAUUUUUUAAUUAUUUCUAACUGGAAGUUCAAAUGGAACAGUCACAGUUCUUGUCACACAUUUGGAUCUUAUAUAUAAAAUAGUAAUGAUUAAUGAUAUUAUCAAAACUAAUGUUAGCGAAACGUGACCACUUACGUGUUGAAAAUGUAUACCUUUUAAUUUUAUAUUUUCUGUUUUGAAGAGUUCUAUUUGUUGUUUAAGAUGUACGAUAUCUUUGGUAUUGUUUAUUAAUGUUGAAUCAAAAGGUUUUUUUGUAAUUCUGGAAUAUCUUCAAUAUCGUUAUCACAAGAAGAGGAUAGCAAUUCUUUAUUAAUUUCAGAUCGUACGUGAUGAGACGCUGUUAAAGUUACUCCUUCAUGUCGUGCUGUGCAUCCUUCUUUUAUUGUCAUAAUGCCUUGACUAGGGAUUUCCAUAUGCAAUUGUUAAUUGCACUGUGGAACAUUUUUGGGAUUAUUGUCUGGGUGGUGAGAAAUUCCAAGUCAGGGUGAUGGUACUAGGUCAGUAUAAUAAAACCCUCAAUUUCUAUUUGCUUUUAUUUGUUUUUAUUCAAAAAAGUGUCAUUUAUCGCCUUUUUUUAUAAAUUUUCAUCAAUAACUCCACACUUCUGGCCAUAAACUACUAAAAAAAUAAAGUAAACAUUUUUAUAAUUUUUUAUUUUUAUUUUAUUUAUUUCUAUUUAUUUUAAUAAAUAUUGCCUAAAAAAAUAAUUAUAAAAAAGGCGAUAAAUAACACUUUUUUGAAUAAAAACAAAUAGAAAUUGUAAUUCUUAAUUUUUCUAAAUUUGUUUCAUCAAAAUGGGUCAAGUGGUUUGCGAAAAAACAUCAAGAUAAGGAAAAAAUUUAAAAGGUCGUAAAAAAAACUGACACAUACGAACGCCAAGCCCUUUGAGGGUUUUACUAUACUGACCUAGUACCAUCACCCUGACUUGGAAUUUCUCACCCCCCAGAUUAGCUGUUGUACUGUGUUAUUAUCAAAUUCUAGAUAUAUCAUUGCUUUGCUAAAUAAUUUGUAAAGCCACCGAUUUUGGGAAGAAAAUUUUAUCCAAACGUUUUCAUUUGUAGAAGGUUUGAAAUCACAUGCUUCAUUUUCUAAUUGUUUUAAAGCUGCUACUUCACAUGAAUUAUCCGUCGCUGAUUUCCAAACUAAAUUUUCAGGACAUUGGUGAUGAUUCUUUGAGUUAGUAGAACAUUUAUAUAGAUCUACUUGGUUUAUAAGUGAAUAUUGAUUCAAAUUAAACUUGUAUAUUAAAUAUUCUGAAUUUAUUUCUGGAAUAAUCAUAUUCCCUUUGUAUUUUAUUGUAUGUGGAUUUAAUUUAUAUACGUUUGACGGUUCAUACAAUAUUAAGGGAAUUUCUAUAUUUAUGACUAGUCGUGAAUCAACAAUUAAACCUUUAGCAGUCAUCGAUUUAUAAAUUUCUUGUAAUUCAUUACCCGAUUUUCUUCCAGGUAGUAUUAAUUUGUGUGGUAGUUUGUUUCUAAUAAAUUCAAUUUCUUUAUUAAGUUGCGAAGGCUUUAAUAGUUUUGGAUUUAUGUGACCAUGAGUUAUGUUAAUUAGAACUAUAUAACUAUUCCUAUUGAAAUGGUUAAUAUUUGAAGCAUCAAGGUCAUUCGCUCAGCAUUCUGUUCUUUUAAUGUUUCGUUAUAAAAUUUAUUAAGUUGUUGAUUCAUUUUCUCAAAAUUACGGUUAACUUCAUCGGUUGUCUCUUUUAAUAUAUUUAUGGUAGAAUCAAAUACCGAUGUCUGCCUUUUAAACUUUGCUAUAUCUUUUUGGUUGUCGAAAAUAUUUCUAAUAUUUGAUUCCAUAUUUUCUCGGUCAUCAGCAUCCAUAAUUCCGAAUAAUAUAUGGUAAAUUGAACCAACGAAUUCGAAUGGUGCUCGCUUUUUUCUAUUUUGUUCUUUCAUAAACAAUUCAUUAUUUGUUUUAAGACUAUUAUAUUUGUCUUUUAAAGUUGCAGUAAUCAUUAUGCAGGCAUCUUCGUAAUAGGUCAAUAUUUUGCAUUGAUGUUCAAGUCUGCUAAUGAAUUCUUGUACUUUAUGCAUCCGAUCAUAAUAAGUACCUAAUUCGUAAUAGACAAUUAAAUUCCAUUUUGAAUUUAUUAUGUCCAUUUUACCAAACGGUUCCAAAUAUAUUGCUGUAUUAUUUUUGAGUUUAGUCACUGAAGCUCCUGGUUUAGUUGUAUCAUUAAUGUAUAAUGACUUAGUUUGUGUUGCUAUCAUGAGUAUCGUUAAGAACCACAUCACCAAUUUCCUUGUUUUACUCGGUCGUUCUGAGGUUGCAGUAUUUUUUGUUAUUCUCGAAGUCAGGAAACUUGUAACAUGAUUUGCUUUCUCCAUUCUACUGCUAUUUAUUACCUCCAGUGGGCAUAAUUUGUGAACGGGCCGUUUAAGUAUGCCAUUUUGUAAUUUUAGAAGUACAACUCUUAUAUUUCCAUCCUUUCCCGGAUGAGUUUCAAUAAUUUUUCCUAAUGGCCAUUUGGCUAGAUGAGUUUCUUCAUCUUUAAUAAUAACUAUUUGUCCUUGUACGAGAUUAGCUUGUUUGGUUUUCCACUUCAUGCGUUGUUGCAACAUUACAACAUAUUCGCUUUCCCAUCGUUUCCAAAAGUCUUUUUUAAGUUUUUGUAUUAAUUUCCAUCUAUCUAAUGAACCUAUUUGUUUAUCGUUAAUUGCUUCAGGACAAUCUAUUAUUGGACAUCCUAUUAAAAAAUGACCAGGCGUUAAAACGUCUACAUAUGUAUAUCGCUUUCACCAUCUAUCGCACAUAGAGGUCAUGAAUUCAGUACUGCUUCAAUCUGUGAUAGCAAAGUAAUCAUUUCUUCAAAUGUCAAUUUAGUUUCGCCUAUCACUCUUUUUAAAUGAUAUUUCACCGACUUCACUCCUGCCUCCCAAAUUCCUCCGAAGUGAGGACCUGCCGGGGGCCCGAAAUGCCAUUGAAUUUUAUCUGCUUCUAAUAUGGGACCUACGGUUGAAUUGUUUUUGAUUGCUAUUUUAAAAUCUCGGUCUAAUCUUCUACAAGCUCCGACAAAAUUUGUUCGAUUGUCCGAGUAUAUAUGUUGACUUUUACCUCUUCUAGCAAAAAAUCUUUUCAAAGCAGCUAGGAACGCUUCGGUUGUUAAAUCACUUACUGCUUCUAAAUGAAUAGCUUUUGUUGCCAUACAAACAAAUACAGCUAUAUAUUCCUUAAAUGUUUUUUGUCCUCUUUCUUUUGAACAUUUCAUAUGAAUCGGUCCUGCAUAGUCUAUACCAUCUAUAGAUACUCGGAAUUCUGGAAGAUUUCCCAUUAAUUGUUUUGUUACUUCUUUGCGGUAACGUACGCAUCGACUACAAGAUCGAAUUGUCUUUUUAUGGAAUUCUUUAAUCCAACAAUCCAGUAAUUCCUUCUAAUCAUUGAUUCCAUUAACAAAGUUAUUUUAUGAAUAUUUUCAAUUUUUAAUGGUGACAAAUGUGACCUAUUUAAUAUUAUUGGGUGCUUUUGAUUAAAUUGAAAAUUUGCAUUACCCAAUCUACCUCCUACCCGAAGGAUUCCCUUAUUAUCCAAAAUUGGAUUUAAACUUGCAAUGCUACUUUUAUGAUUAAUUUCUUUUUUGAUUUCUAAACUCUGAAUUUCCUCCCUAAAUUGUAAUUUUUGCUGAUAUCUUAUUAACAUCUCUAAAGCUUCUUUCAUUUCUGAGUUUACUAAGCAUUCAGGGCAUUUUUUCCCUCUUAUCGCAAAAUAUAAGCUACUACCCUUAUUAGUUUGCUUAAACGAGAAUAUUUUAGUAUUACCUUAUCCAAGAAAUGUAAUUCCUUUGAGGUUGUCACAUACGUUGCAUCCAUUUGAAUAAUAUUCAUUGGCCAAUGAUGUUCCUCUUCUCGCAACCAUUUUGGACCCUUCCACCAUAGAUCGUGUUCUAUUAGUUUAUUCGCCGGUACCUCUCUGGAUGCUACAUCAGCUGGAUUGUCCUUUGUUCCAACGUGUUGCCAUUUCGCAUUGGAAGCAAGUAAAUUGAUUUCUUCUACUCGUGUUCUAAUAAAUCUGUCUUUAUUUUGGCAAUUAUUUAUCCAUGCUAACGUUAUAGUUGAAUCGCUCCAAGCAAAUAUUUUCAUUUCUCUGUUGAUGACUGUUUUUAUCCAUUGCAGCAAUUUAGCAAGUAGGUGAGCCGCGCAUAGUUCCAGUUUUGGCAACGUUUUCUUUUUUUAAUUGGAUUCACUUUAGUUUUACCAGCAACAAUUGUUAUAACUGAUCCAACUUUAGCAUAUACAACUGCUGCAUAAACUUCCUCUGAAGCAUCUGCGAAUCCAUGUAGUUCAAAUUUAAAGUUGUUUUAAGAUUCAAAUCAUCUAGGAAUUUUUAUUUGUUUUAUCUCUGGUAUAUGCUGCAUAAACUCUUGCCAUUAUUUUGUUUAAUUCUCGUCAAGUAAUUCGUCCCAGUUGAGUUUCAUCAACCAAAGUUUCUGUAUAAAUAACUUUGCUAUAACGGUUAUUAGUGAAAGCCAUCCCAUUGGAUCGAAAAUUCGCGCUAAAUCAGACAAAGCUUGUCUUUUUGUAAGUAGCGUUUGCGUUGAAAGAUUCGUAUUAAAUCCAAACGUGCCUUUGGUAGGAUCCCAUUGAAUAUCCAAUGUCUUUAUUGUUUCGUCCUCUGCUAUUUUUAUUACUUCAUUUACUGGAAUAGUUGGUAUGAUUUCACUGUUGUUUGACAUCCACUUCCUUAAGUAAAAUCCAUAUUUUUAUAGUUGUUUCGAUAUUUCAUACUUAAUGGCCUUACAGUCUUCUAGAAUCACUGAUUGAUGUGGCAAAUAGUAUUUUCCGUAUCUAUUUUCACUUGUUUUUUCCAUGUAGUCCAUUUCUGAAUAUUCUUUCAUAAAUUGCACAUAUUGUUGUUUUAACUCGUCAUUUGUAGCGAACCUUUUCUGAAGAUUAAGAAACCUCGCCAUAGGUUAUUUGCGAGAAUCGCCCAAUUCUUUUUCUUAUUUAAAAGGUAGAUUGGCGACAAAUCGAUUAUUUUCAUCUCUCACUGUUGUUUUUUUUAAAUUUGUUAGGCAUUCAUUAUCAUCUGCUGUAUCUGCUGGAGUUGUGGUAUCUUCUAUUUCCCAAAACUUCUUCAAUGUUGUGGUAACCGCUGCUGAAAUUGUAUUGUUUUUUCUCGGUUGUUGUAAAACUCCCGACAAUAUCCAGCCCAAUUUCGUGGCUUGACCUAGUAUUCGAUCCUUUUAAAAUAUGCCUUCUUCUAGUAUGUCGGCAUAUAUGUCACUUCCAAUGACAACAUCGAUUCGAUCCGAUUUAUUGAAAUUGGGAUCAGCUAAAGUGUAGUUUUUCAAUUGAGCAUUCGCUAAUUUCGGCAAAUUUAUUGCUUCGACAUUGUACGCCUCGUUGCUUAGGCAUCUCGGCUUGAUUUUAAAUUUGGACACUCCCACUGUGGUAUUUCUGAAACCUUGUAGUUCAGUUACUUCUUUUCUUCUUGGUAAAUGAAGUAUUUGAGCUGCUUCUUAGGAAAUAGUAGUCUUUUGGGAUCCUUGAUCGAUUAGAGCUCGCAAUGUCACAUACUCUCCAUUUGCUGCCUUCACCCUUAUCUGUGCUGUUGCUAGGAGUAUCGCCGUUUCCGAAUGUUUCGUCAUCAUUGUGGAAGAUGUUUUUGUGAUAUUUUCUUCACUUCCUCCUUUUCCUUUUUGGAAUUCAUUGAAGUGCAAUAAAUUAUGAUGAUUUCAUUCACACUUAUUGCACUUCUUCUUAUUAUUACAUUUGCCUUCAUAUACGUGAUCAAGGCAAAUGUAGCAUAGCUUGUUGUUUGUUAUGAAUUUUCUUCGAUUCAUGGUAUCCAAUAUCUGAAACUUUCUGCAUUCACCAAUUUGAUGCCCAGGAACCUUGCAGUAUACACAAUUUUUUUGUGCCGCUGUAUAAAAUGUAGGUGUUCUCUGUGGCUUCUUUUGAUUAUUCCAUUUAGCUGGUUUUCUGUCUCGUAUUGCUUCUAGCCCUUUCAGACCUUCAGUACACAAUUGUGCGGGUAAGACUAAAAAUAUAUUAAAAUUUUUUUUUUCGCUAUACUACGUGUCAAGACCCGAAAGCAAAGAUUGUUCCAUUUAUUUCUAACGGUACUUUUCAACGGUUGCUUUGAAUUUUUGUAUAUUUUUGUCACAAUUUGCAAAGUUUUGAAGUGUUCAGCAGUGUUGUAAAGAAUGGAAAAAGGUAAAUUGAAAUAAAUUUUGUGCAGUGUUUUAGUUUCGUGAUGUUUUGCAGAACUGUGUUUUGAAAAAUAUUAAAUAAACUAUAUAUUGUCUUAUUGUGAAAAAAUUAUAAUUAAAUUAAGUGUUUUGUUCAAGUUUAAAAAAGGACCACACAAUUGUGCGCUUCAGGCUUUGACCUCGCAUUUUCAUUUACCCGCACAAUUGUGACAUUCCAGGUCAUUUCAAUUUGAAUCUUGAUGAGGACGUGCUUCAAGUUCUCCAAAUAUUGGAAAAUUCCGAUGCUGACUUUAGUUCUGAUGACUCAAAUGAUGAUGCGCCCUGGGAACCACCAAAUAGGCAAAUGGGCGGUUCAUCCGAGUCGGAUUGUAAUGAAACUUCUUCGGAAGAUGAAAUUUUACUUCCAGCUAAUCAAGACCCAACUGUAAGUCAUGUAAAUGUAAGCGUAUCCGCUCGGGAUGAAGUUUGGAAGAGCGUCGGUUUUGUUGACUCGAAGCUCCCGCAACAAACAAGUCAUCAAGAAAAUAUUUUAUGGAGUAUUUUCAGAAAUAUUUUCCUGAAGAUCAUUUACAAAACGCCGCGUUUUUCACGAAUAAGUAUCACUUAUCUCAGCAUGGAUGUGUCCUCAAUGCUUCUGCUGCCGAUAUUAAAAAUCUUUAUGGACUCCAUAUCAUAAUGGGUUGCCUAGCUUACCCCAAAGUCCGGAUGUAUUGGUCGGAGGGCUUCGGAUUAGCACAAAUAAAAAAUGCGAUGACCAGAGAUAAAUUCUUUACAUUAAGGAACAGCCUCCAUUUUGUUGAUAUUCUACAGCCUCCGACAAACAAACUGUUUAAGAUUCAGCCAGUUAUAGACUGCGUUAGAUCUCGAUGCCAAGCACUAGCAACAGAAAUUACGGAAUACUCGAUUGAUGAGCAAAUGAUCCCAUUUACAGGAAGGGCGUCCAUGCGGCAAUACGUUAAAAAUAAACCGAGACCUGUAGGUCUUAAGAACCUUGUUGUUGCGACUUCCAGCGGGCUCGUCGUCGAUUUCGAAAUAUUCCAAGGAGCAGGAACUUUUUCUGACACUGGCUUGGGAGUUGGACCGUCUAUUGUCAUCAGAUUGACAAAACAUUUGCCGAAAGGGAGUUUUCUCUAUUUUGAUCGGUACUUUACCACGAUUCCGCUUUUAGAAAAGCUCCUGGAACUCGGCUACAAGUCUACUGGGACCAUAGCUUUAAAUCGAUUGCCUGUGCAGAGGAUGGGUUUCCCGUUACACCGAAAUAUGAAUAGAGGAGACAUAAGCCAGUUUGUUCAGGGUAGUGUAGUUGCAGUUAAAAGGCGUGAUAGCAAGUGCGUUACGCUAGUAUCCACAGAAUGUGGAAAAGACCCAGUUGGAGUGGUACAAAGGUGGUACAAAAAGGAACGCAAGCACAUUAAUGUGCCAUGCCCUCAAAUCGUGAAGCGUUACAACACUAAAAUGGGCGGAUUCGACGCAGCCGAUCAGUCAAUGGAAUACUACAGAAUUUUUAUAAAAACGAAGAAUUGGACUGUAAAAACAACUUUUCAUUUGAUUGGCAUGGUAGUAUGCAAUGCAUGGAGAGAGUACAGAGCCGAUGCUCUAAAGGCGGGCAUUCGAAAAAAGAAUACUAAAGACCUAUUUAAGUUUAAAUCUGAGCUCGGCGAAGUAGUGGCCAAAUUCACUGAAAGGCCAAUUAAUCCACCUGUUCCGUAUUGCACAUCAACAGCAGAGCCAGCUGCAAAAAGAAACAGACCCCUGGAUCCUCCCGUUGGUGUGCGUACUGAUCGGUAUGAUCACUGGCCAGAGGCAAUGGAUAUGACAACACCAUGGAUGUGGCGCGUGAAAGAAUGUACAAGCAGAACUAGAAUAAAAUGCUCCAAAUGCGAUAUAUUUCUCUGCCUAACCAAAAAUAAAAACUGUUUUCAGGAGUACCACACAAAAAAUGAUCGCUUCAAAUCAAUGUAUAUGAAUAUUAUUUUUAAAUACAUUCCAUCAAUAUAAAAUCAUUUUUUUUCUUGAAAUAAGAUUUUUGAAUCGUCUUUUUUUCUUUCAAUAAUAUGGCCUUAAGACCGGUAAUAUACAAUUGGGCGAGUCCUUUUUCUAGGAAUUCUUCUUCGGAUAAUUUUUUUUUUCUUAUUUUUAUUGCAUUCAUGAUGGUCAUAUUAGCAACUGUGCGAAGCGGCGUAAAAAUCUGUAAACUUUAAUUUCUCAGUUCUGAAAGGGCUAGAGCUUGGUAUUGCUGCUCCAGAAAACUGAAGACGUCAUCCAGGCUUUGUAUAUCCAUACUUUUUUAUGUUUUGCUCGUAUAAACGUAGACUUUCUUUGUCUAGUUUUCGAACCACUAUCCGAGCUAUGAUGGCUUGUUCAUCAUUUUAAUUUAGAUUUAGUCCCUUUAAUGCAUUCUUUGGUGGUAUCUAACAGCUGCUUCAUGCUUGCUGCACUUUCUCCAUUUGCUGCCGGUUGAUCAAGUAGUCUGUCUAUUUGUGCUGUGAAUUGUAGCCUUCUAUUCUCAUAUCUUUCCUUGAGAAUUGCUUGAUUUUGAAUUCUCUUAUUGGCUCGAGAGAAUUCAAUUCAUUAUCUUGAAUUUCAUUAAGUGUGUUUUUGAGCUUUUUUGCUCGACGUUGAUAUUUUCUUUCAACGCCAGAAGCAGGUAGUUCGACCUGAAUAGUUUGUGGCAUAGAUUCUAUUUGCCCCUUGCUGCUCACUGCUGACAGACUUUCGGCAGUACUUUGAAUUCUUAGAUUCUGAAUAGAAUUCUCCAUUGUUUGCAUUACAUGCUCGUAGUAAUUCUUCGCAAUGUAUUCCUAUGCUUCUUGUCUCUUCUUAGCCAUUAUUUUGUUAUGAUUUGCAGUAAACUCUUUCAUAACAGUCUGAAUAUGAUCCAUAUAUUCCAGACAUAAAGCCUUUCUUAUCUUUCCGCUCAGAAUUUUCUGCUCCUCCAACGCAGCUAGAUCUCCCAACUCCUUCUGUCGUGUUAGCAAAUUCUUCAUAUUUGCUUCUUUAUAGUUGGUUUUUGUAGAUAUAUAUAUUUUGUUUUUUGCACUGUUCUUGUUGUUAUAGCCACAAGGACGCUCUUAAACUUUUUUUUUAACUUUUACGAAAAGUUAUUUUUAUAUAUUGUAUAUAGCCUUUGCUAUUACGGCGCACAUUUAAUUUUAUUUGGCUAAGUAAUGCUCUUUUUCUUUUAAAAAGCUUCUAGUACUUUCACUUGCUCGAUUCUUUUUCAAAAAGAGGAUCGAAGGGCCAAAAUGUACAGAAAAACACCUUACUGUGAGAGUUCACGUUUGACUCUUUGUUUGAUUUGUAAGAUCAAACUUUGAACUUAAAUAUGAUUAUUUAAAUCCUUACCACUGGUGGGGGGAAAAUAAAGACUUAUAAUAUAAGCUGAGAACUAUUUCAUUCAUUGUUUACAUAAAUAAAUUACUGAUAAAUAUCAUAGUGGUAGCAGUAGCUAAACAUCUGGAUGACCUUCGGAUCAAAUGUAAUGACAGUAUUAAUGGCUUGCGCCGAUGGUUUGCUACCAUGAGUCUAGAGCUGGCUGAGCAGAAAACAUAAGUGUUACUCAUAAGCUCCAGGAAAAUUGAAGAAAAAAUAUCGCUGACCAUAGGAGAAUGUGAGAUUACUUCACAGCUGCAGUUGAAGUAUCUUGGAGUAGUAGUAGACUCAAACUCAAAGAACACUUGGAAAAUGGGACAGGUAAAGCAAAUAAAAUCAAUAAUGCGUUAUCUAGAAUGAUGGCAAAUAAAGGCUGUGUGCGUUCCAGCCAACGAUGUUGCUAAGGUAAUAAGUUAGCAGAUUAAAGCCCCGCACUCCGACUUUCGAUGCUUCCUUCUACUAUAAAAAAAGAAUAUAAAAAAACCAUUCAAAUGCGACUUUCUCAGCAACAUUUGGGGAGUUUUAAAAAGGAUAAAUUGGAUUUUGUGCAUCGAUUCAUCACUAUGUAUGAGACAUUGGUCUAUCGCCAUGAUCCUGAAUCAAGACAAGAGGUUAAAGAGUGGUGUGAACCUGGUUGUUCGGCUUCGAAGCUAGCAGAAUUUUGUUUGUGGAUUGCUUGCAAACUGGUAAAACCAUUAAUUCGAAAUAUUAUAGCAACCUUUUGGUUGAAGGACAAAAAUCGUAAAAAAGACCCGGUUUGGAGAACAAAAAAAUCCUUUCUCAUCAGGACAAUGCACUGUGUCACAAGAGCAUUUUGAAAAUGGCUAAAAUCCAUGAAAUAAUGGUCGAAUUGUUGUAGUAUCCACCGUAUUCACCAGAUCUGGCCCUCAGCGACUUCCACUUGUUUACAGAACUCCAAAAAUUAAUGCGAUGUAAGCCUUUUUCAUCAAAUGAAGAGGCCAUAACGGCUGUUGAAACGUAUUUGGCAGAACUUCCGGAUUCUCACUUCAGGGAUUGGAUCUACAGAUUGGAUGAUAGUUGGAGCAAGUGUAUUAAUGUUCAGGGAGAUUAUACUGAAUAAUAAAGUGUAUUUUUAAUCAUAAAGUUGUGUUUUUCUUACCAAACGGAAAAACUUAUUUAACACCUGAUAUAUAAGUUACACACUUCAGCACCGGUUAGUACAUACCUCAUAAAAAUAACGGAAAACGCAAUCAAAAUAUACAUAAAUCAACUUAUAAUUCAAGGAGCGCCAAGAUAACAACACAUCAAUAAGAAAGAAAAUAAUAUAUUACGGCGUAGACACCGCCUAAGCGGUUAUAGCAGAGUUUGCAACAGUGCUUCAGUGUCAGUGAUGGUGCAAGGGUAAAUACCCAAAAGGUAAAUUGGGUAUUUAAAUGUAAAUACCAAGGUAUUUACCCAAGCCCUUGGGUAUUUACCCAAAAUGUGGGUAUAAAUCAGAACAAAGAAAAAUUUAAAUGAAUAAAAGGAAUUCAAUUUUUUAUUUUGAAUUAUUAUUAUAUUUUUUAAUAACAAAUUAAAUUUUUUUAAAUUUAAUUCAUAUCGAGUAGAGUGCGUGAUCCCGGCUGAAGUUAAAGGUAUAUCGUCUUGUGUACAUUCUACAUUCACUGUGCCUUAGGAUCUAGCAAAUUCGCAGCUAAAUGUAUCGGUUUUACGGUUUUUUUAAAUCGUGUGUUGAAUAUGGUUGAUAGCUCAGUUUUUUCGGCAUCAUUCAGUAUCAUAGUUGAAGCAAACUCUAAUUGUUUAAUUUAAAAUAUGUUUGAGCUUAAAUUUAAUUGCUCCCAAAAUAUUUCGCUAAGUAACUGUGAUUUUACAUCGGCUUGUAUAUUAAUUAAUUUCUUCAUGAACUGCUAAGGUCUGAAGGGAUGCUUUAGUUUUUAUUACACUCUGCAUUGAAUAGAAGAAACUUCCCCACCUUGUUUUGGCUGGCAGUUUUAAUUGUUCACCGAUUCCUUUUUCUUUCACAAUUUUAGCUAAAGUUGCUGUUAGAACUUGGUUGUUUUUAAUUGUUUUGAUUAUAUUGACAACAUUUGAGUAAUUCUUCUGUAAGGUAUCGCAUUUUAAAAAAUUCUGACAAACUAAAUGAAGGCUAUGCGCUACACAACCCAUCGGUACAACAUUCGGGUAGGCUUCUUUUACUAUUUUGAACGCCUUUGGUAUAUUUGCAGCAUUGUCACCAAUUAACACAAAACAUAUUUGUUCACCGUACUCCUUCAUGAUUUUAAUAAUUUCCUGUGAUAAGUACUGAGUGUACAGUGUUGACAGACUUUUCACAAAUAGAGUUUCUGGCUUUGAUAUGAGAAAGUUUACAACACCUUCAUUACGAAUGUUACUCCAUCCGUCACAAUGAAUAUGUAAAAAAUUUGCUGCUUUUAGUUGCAGAGUGGUUAUCUAGAUAUAUAGUAUGCUGGAAAUCGCUUUUCUAGUUGGAGUCUUGAAAUGUGGAAAAGGUCCUUAAAAAUGUCCUUCCACAAUGGGUGCUCCACCAUUGCCAAAGGAGCGCCGGUUACAAAUAUAGCCUUAGCUAAGUUGUAUUGUGCUAAAUUUGAAGGAAGAUGCUUAUGUAAAUCAGAUGAAGGCGGAGAAUCACUUUCUGUCUGUAUCUUGGUUUUUGCCACAUUGGAAGCAAGCAUGUCUUGAACUCGUUGUUUUAUUAAUAAUGGACACUUGAUGCACGUUAUUAAAUGUUUUGCCAUUUUAUUUACAUUUGCAAAUUUGUACCGCUGUUCGCAAUGUGAGCAUGAAGCUUCAUUGCUACUAUCGCUUCUAUGAAAAUGUUUCCAAAUUUUUCGGUCUUCCCAUCAUUUACUAAUCGCUGGGAACAAAUAUUUAAGAUGAACCAAAUUCUUUUUAUGCACUUGACUCAGGUUGUUGUUGCCGUCUCUCCCACUCAUUACAUUGAAUUCACAUAAGCAUGCUGAUUAGCGGUUCUUAUAAAGAAUUUUUGUUACUUAUGUUCAAAGUAAAUUUGAAAAUAUUCUAAUUUCUGUUACUUUACGUAAAAUCCAGUAUUUGUUAUUCAAAUGAGUAUUUACUCGAAAUUAGAUAAAUACCUUAGAUGAGUACCUUCUCUAUUUAGUUCUGCACCUCGAAUUAUUUCUUCUAAGAGUAGAUUGAAGAAGUCGCAAUUGUUUAAAAUCUUGUUUGGUAUCGAACGUCGCGGAGAGGUCCUUCCAGAGCUUUUGGUAUUGCUCAACGUCAAUUUACACAGCCGUACUCGUUUUGUGGAGAUACCAAAUUCAGACAUAGGGGCAAAAGGUCAGCUUCUUUUCGUGCUGUCAAAUAUUGAUUUAAAAUCGACGAAAAAGUGGUGUGGUGUCGAUCCUCUUUUCACGGGUCUUAUCCAAGAUUGGCGCAUGUCGAGUAUCUGGUCAGUUGUUGAUUUUUUAGGCCUAAAGCCACACUGAUUAGGUCCAAUAAGUUUGUUGACGUUGGGCUUUAAACUUUCACACAAUAUGCUCGCUAGAACCUUAUAUGCGCUGUUGAGGAGCUUAUCCUACGGUAGUUGGCGCAGAAUGUGGGGUCUCCCUUAAAUUCCAAUCUUCGGGAAUUCGAAGUUAUUACUCGAACUUCUUUAUGGUCGGGCAAUGGAACGUCUGCUCCAUCGUAAUCGAUUAGGGAAUCGGAUUCGCCAUAGUCUGGUGUUAUGCUUUCACUGCCAUACCGCAGGCUAGAGAAGUGUUCCCUUCAUAAUUUUGGUAUGCUCUGGGCAUCAGUCACUAGAUCACCUCUGGGGUUCUACAAGAGUAUAAUCCGGUCUUGAAACUUUCUGCUAACGCCGCAUUCUUUCGUAGAAUACCCUUGUAUCCCAGCUUGUCCAGCUUUUUUUUGUCUGUUAUCUUUCCCAUCUCGCACGUGUUGUGGUCGAUUGUAACGUUGCGAGGUAGGCAGUCUGUUUUCUCUCCACUGCGACACGGCAAUCCUCAUCGUACCAGCUUAAAGCAUAAUAAAUUAAACCUACAACUAGCGACCACUCUACUGCACUCUACUUUGAAUGAACACUUAAGACUUUUUAUUGCUGACGCAAAAACUAAAGACAAUUUGGAGGAAAAAGUAUUUAAAGCAAUAACCGUUGAUAAUAAUACCAAUCAAACUCGCGGAAAAGUUACAAAAGCAGAAAGAAAAUAUAAUAAACUAUCAUUAAAAGAGAAAGUAGAGUAAACAUACAAGAUUUUCAGAAUAAAUAUAUAAACAACCAAAUAAUAGGAGAGAACAACCAAAAUACAUGGAAAAAGACAGCUUUAAAGAAAAAGAAAAUCAUUUAAUAGACUCAAAGUUUAAAAAAGCUUACAAAACUCAAGGUAAACGAAAAUUUAAAUUUAAUACAUAUAAAAUACCUGAAAGAAUUUAAACAAAUUAAAAACAAAAUUGAAAUUAAUUUAGAAAAUAAUCAUACAACGGUAACGACAGGGACAUGUCAUACCAGGAAAUGAAGACUAUUCAAGCAGAAAUAAAAAAAAUUAUGCUAACAAAAGGAAAUAGCAAACGUGGAGUAUUACUGAAAAUUGUGUAAACAACACUUGUUGCGUCAAGCGACAUAUGUAUCUAUAUCUAAAACAAAAAUAUUAAAUGAAUAAUAAAAUAAAAAUAAUGAAAUAAAUUGUAAAAUAUUGAAUUGUUAAAAAUUAAAUUAAGAAAAUCUAUUAUAAAAUACUUACCUUAAUAAUGCCUUCAUAAUACCAAUGUAGUACUUACUUUAAUACUUACCAUAAUCUGUUGCAAUAUUUAACGAAAGUUGAAAAUGAUUAUACUUACCCCUUUUUAAUACAUAUUUAUAUUACCACUAGUUUAAGCCGUUAAUUUUAAGAUUUAGACUUAGCAAUUAGAAUAAGAAAUAAAGAACUCUCUUCUUUGUGAACCGUUGAAUCGAACGCACGUUUUUUCGUCACCGGAACAAUUUAUAAGUAUUUUCGCGACAGGUAAUUGGAGUGAUUUAAAAUUGCGCAUCCUUAACUAUUUUUCGUGUUUCAAAAACGCUUGAAACUUUUCAUGGCGCCCGAGCAGGGACAAGUGCGUAAUUAAAAAAAAUUUAAAAAUGAAAUACACUUAAAAAGUAUAAAACAAUUAAUAAAGGAUUAAUAAUUCUUUCGAACCAAUUACCUGUCUUAAUUCCUUUCGGAUCUCGGUUUUCGGCUCAGCUAAGUGAAAUUAGUGAAAAAAUAUAUAAAAUAAAUAUAACCCUUACGUUGUAUAGUUAAACACCUAAAAUAAAAAAGAAAUAAGCAAUGCAUCUACUUGUACAAAAAAAAGUGAUACUUACUGUAUACCAGCGUUGUCCACGGCCUAUGCGCACAAUAGCGCACGGACAGUGCCAGACACCUCACACCAACAUGUCGCGACAAGUGUUUGUGAAAGCACGAUUGUGCUACUGUAUUCAACUUCGUAGGCAAGCAAAGAAGAAUUUUGCGAUCAGUUGACGCUAGAAUAACCAACACAAGCAUAACGUGCACACAGUCAUUUUGGACAACACUGCUGUAUACUUACGUUAAAGUGAACGUGUUACUUUAAAAGUGGAGUGAUCCCUAUAUACACGAAAGAAAAAUGUAAAUACAUACAUAUUUUACAUCUACAUUCGAGAGAGUGAAGUGAUAUGUACAGCAAAAAACGAUAAAAACAAAACAAAAGAAAUUAUAAAAAAAAGGGAAAAUUACCCACAAUAAAUAAAAUAUACAUACAAGUUUAUAUACAUGACUACAUACGUGAUAUAGAGUGUGUGCUAAAAACAAAAAAAAAAUAGUUUACAUACCUGUGCUACCAAAUUUACCAAAUUUCUAAAAAGAAGUUACGGAGAAAAAACGAAACAAGGAAAUUCAUAUAAAUACAUAUGUAUGUACUAAUGAUUACUUUCCCGCUUACUCACCAUAUUAGAACAUACAUAUGUAGAAGUGCGUCCAAAAGUAAAGAAAGUGCUUAACUGUUAGUUUUGAGCACAUCUAUGUUUUCAAUUACAAUUUUUUACAAUAUAAAAUAUUGUUACGAAUUUACUGCUUGCUAGUUUACUUUGCUAGGUUCGUAUCUCUGGAUUGACAAAUAAAAUCAACACUGUUUAAUUUAAUUCAACAACUCUUUAUUUCAAAACUCGUCUACACUAUAGCAGUUUACUCUUAGCACUGAAUGAUUACGUUGGCGCUGCCACGGCUUAUAUAGCCACGCACUUCUCGCUGAUGCCGACGUGUCCUUCUAGAAUAUUGCGUCUGGAAAUUACCACAACAUAAUGCUAUACGGCGCCAGACGCAAGCAGGCAGCCGCGGCGCCAGACUCAGCCAUUGUUUAAGUAGACAAGCAGACAGUGCGGCGCCAGAUGUCUAUUGUUUCGACAAGCAGACAGCCGCGGUGCCAGAUGUCUACAACAAGACAAAUGCUAUUCCAUAUACCUACAGCUAUAAUAAGGGAUGCAUAUAGCAAUACAAAUACAACUUAAUACUACUUCUGUAACACUGCCCUCCACUAAAGCCUAAUCGUCCCGAUUAGGCACAAAUCCUCUUGAACCAAAUGGGGCGAGCCUCUCCAAAUGUACUACUUUCAUUUUACAUCGUGCUUUUCCAUUUCUUUGUAUGCGGUAUACCACGUCAUUAAGUCGUUUCAUCACCAUAUAGGGUUCUUCCCAGGCUGUCUGCAGUUUCGGGGACAAGCCUUUCUUUCGGAGUGGAUUGUACAACAGGACCAGAUCACCUUCUUCGAAACCUUUUGAAUUUGCCGCUUGAUCGAACCGGUCCUUCAUCUUAUUGCUCAUCAGAUGCGUAUGCUGUCUUACCAUUAGAUGCAAUUCAUUCAUUUCUUCCUUUAAGGCAGAACAAUAAUCUCCAUCAUUUCUUACAGCUGUAGGAUUCGUUCCAAACUUAAGAUCAGCAGGGAGUCGCAGAUCAGAUCCGAAAAUAAUUUUUGCUGGCGUGUAACCAGUUGUCUCGUGCUUCGCUGAACGAUACGCCAGCAGGAACAUCUGGAUGCACUUGUCCCAAUUCCGUUGAUCUUUAUCAACGAUUUUCCGCAGAUGUUCUUCGAGCGUUCGGUUGAAUCUCUCCACCAUUCCAUCUGAUUGUGGGUGUAACGCUGUUGUCCGUGUCUUGUGGAUGCCCAAUAAUGUACAGACUUCUUGGAAAAUGGAAGAUUCGAAAUUCCUGCCUUGAUCUGUGUGUAAUUCGACGGGCACUCCGAACCUUGUUAUCCAUUUUUCUACAAACGCUUCGGCUACUGUCUUCGCUUCUUGGUUUGGUAAGGCAUAUACUUCUGGCCAUUUACUGAAAUAGUCCAUGACAACCAGUAGAUAUUUGUUUCCGGUCGUACUGGUUGGGAACGGACCUGCAAUAUCCAUUUCGACUCGUUCAAAUGGUGAUCCCACGUUGUACUGUUGUAGCCUACCGCGACUUUUGGCUUUAGGACCUUUAGCUGCCAUGCACUCUACGCAAUUACUUAUCCAUUCUGCUAUGGAAUCUCGACAACCGAUCCAGUAGAACCGUUGUUUAAUCUUCUCUAUAGUUUUUGUAAUUCCAAGGUGCCCUCCACUAGGUCCAUUGUGAUAUUCUUUCAAUACUUUCGGGAUCAUGGACUUCGGUACUAUGAUCAGCAGACGAGACUGUUUGCCAUCUUCGCUUUCCCAGGUACGAUGAAGGUAUCCAUUAACGAGGUUUAUGCUGUUCCAUUGGGCCCAAUAUGCUUUUGCCGUUGGACUCUUGUUACUUAUUUGUUCCUUUGGUGGUCGUACCCCAUUUUCUUUGGCUAUUAUCAGCUUUGCAAGAUCAGGGUCCUCUAGCUGAUUGAUUCUGAUGCGGUGAGGAGUCCAAUCAUCUUCAGGUUCUAUAUUCAGUAAUCGCACGUGAUUAUACCUUCUUUUCCUUCUGAUUUGGAGCAAUGUUUACAUUCCAGUGGACAAGGGCGACGUGAUAAUGCAUCCGCAUUUUUGUGGUGAAUCCUCUUUCGGUGUUCUGUUGGUUGUUUCCAUUUUGAUGGGUUUACUUUUAUCUUGCAAUUUCGGGCAAAGUGACCCGCUUUUCUACAGUUGAAACAUCUGCCUGUUGUAUUUACUCGCUGUGCAGCAAUUGUCUUCAGAGUCUUCAAUAUUUCUUUCAUCAGCGCCGGAUGUUCCAUUUCAACCCUUUGUACUUUGUGUGCUGGUUUACUUAGUAGCGAAGCUGUUUCCUGUGUGAAGGCGUGCGAAACCGUUUCAGCAAACGUUCUUUUUGGCAAUGCAUAUGUGGCGCGUUUGGUGUCCACAUCACGAAUUCCAUUUAUGAAACAUUGAAUUUUUACCCUCUCAAUGUAAUCCACAGGUGCAUCUGCAUUUGCCAAAUGAGUCAGUCGUUCUAUUUCAGUUGCGAACUCUUGCAAUGACUCGUUCAUCUUCUGACCCCUAUUUUGCAGUUCGAUCUGGUAUAUUUGUUUCCGGUGCUCACUACCAUAUCGUCUUACUAUCGCACUCAUCAAUGCCUCAUAGUUAUCCCGUUCACAGUCUGGAAUAGUCAGAAGGAUUUCCGCUGCAGGUCCUUUCAAUGAUACAAACAAGGACGCCACUUUGUCCGCUGCGUUCCAGUUAUUGGCCAUUGCUGUCUUUUCAAACUGAAGUUUGAAAAUUUGAAAUGGAAUACUUCCAUCGAAUGUGGGUGCCUUCAAUCUUUGAUUAUUUGUUGAUGGUGCAGGGCCAUGUAGUUGCAGUUCUCGCACACGAUUACUUAAUUGAAGAACUUCUGAUUUUAAAUUUUCUUCGUCAUUUUUUAAAGUGCUUAAUUCGUCUUCAAAUUUUGAAAAUUUCUGUUGCACUUGUGUAUUAUUUUCUGUAAUCUGUUGUACCAAACGUUUUUCUAACUGCGUAUUAUUUUCAGUCAUUUGUUGUGUAAGGCAAGACUUUAACUGUGAUGUAUUUUCAGCUUUAUUUGCUUAAUAGCCUUUAACAACGUGUUCGUGUCUACACUUGAUGCUGUUCGUUGUUCUUCUACUUUUUCUCCUACCUUUGUAGAAGUUUCUGGCCCAUCAAAUUCGAACUCGUCCACAUUAAUUCCAUCCGCUUCCAUUGCUUCACGUAAUCGUGCCUGCAGAUCCGCCUUUUGCCCGCUUAUCGGCAAAUUACGCUCCUCCAGUUCCUUUUUUAAUUGCUGAAUUCUCAAUUCUCCGAAUUUAACCAUCUUGAAUUUGGAUUAUUUGACAAUCCCACUUCUGACACCAAUUGUUACGAUUUUUACUGCUUGCUAGUUUACUUUGCUAGGUUCGUAUCUCUGGAUUGACAAAUAAAAUCAACACUGUUUAAUUUAAUUCAACAACUCUUUAUUUCACAACUCGUCUACACUAUAGCAGUUUACUCUUAGCACUGAAUGAUUACGUUGGCGCUGCCACGGCUUAUAUAGCCACGCACUUCUCGCUGAUGCCGACGUGUCCUUCUAGAAUAUUGCGUCUGGAAAUUACCACAACAUAAUGCUAUACGGCGCCAGACGCAAGCAGACAGCCGCGGCGCCAGACUCAGCCAUUGUUUAAGUAGACAAGCAGACAGUGCGGCGCCAGAUGUCUAUUGUUUCGACAAGCAGACAGCCGCGGUGCCAGAUGUCUACAACAAGACAAAUGCUAUUCCAUAUACCUACAGCUAUAAUAAGGGAUGCAUAUAGCAAUACAAAUACAACUUAAUACUACUUUUGUAACAAUAUCAAAACUGAAAACAAACUAUUAAAGAUAGUUUAUAUUUUUAUAAAUAAUAGCAUUCGACUCUGAUUUUGAGUUAUUUUAAGAAAAUUUCUAACAUAUUGAACAGAUUGAAUUUUAAAAGUUGAUAAUUACUAUAGCAUAUCGAUAUUGGCAACUCUGCGUUGUGAGAGAGCAAUCAGCUGACACGUUUCUGCGGCAAAAAUCCAAAUUCCGCGAAUUCUCACGCCAUCCUACGUCAAAGAGAGAAGGGAGUAGUGUUUUUCACUGUUCACUUUCAUUGCGCGCCCAUAACGUAGGUCAUGUCAGCUAACACGGGCCACGAUUCUACGUUCUCCACUGUUUCUGCUAUAAGUGUAAGAAAACUGGAAAAUGGUUGGUACAGUGAUUACAAAAAAAAAUCCACCAAAGCGUUUGAAACAGUUUCGCUUGAAAAUACCGUGACAAAAAUAAUAACUAUUAAAAUUAAAAGUGCCGUUUCAACGCUAUUCUAAAAAACAAAAACAAAAAAAACGCUAAAAUCUUUAGUGCCGCUACAUAAGUAUCUGUUGAGUAAAAAUUGCUGUGUGAAGUGCCGCAAUAGAGGAACAGAUAACGUACGUAACGUUUCAACAUUUCCAUCUAACCGCUGCUGCCAUCGUCGCUGCUACCAUCAAACAGCUGCUGCCAUCAACGCCGCUGCCGUCGUGGGAAUGGGCUGCCGCUGCAUUCUGUCCAAAAGGGAAAUGAGCGCCGGCAAACAGCCGACGCACCAGGUAACGAGUGCGCAUUAUUGAAAGAGGUGCAAACAAACGAAAAUUCAAAUAAAAAACAAAGUGUACACUUUCAGUUUUUGGCUCUCCUUUUUCACUAUAUUGACAUACAUACGUAUAUAACAAUAUAUAUGUAGAUGGGCCAUUCCAUUAAUUGGCGACAUGGUUUUGUACCCGUGGUUCUCCGAUUUUGACCAAACUUUAGAAUAUCAUAAUAUAGACCAAUAAAAGAAUAUCUGUUAACUUUUUAGUGGUCAAAGUUACUCCAUUGUUUUUUGGCGCGCACUUCAAAUUGAGAUCAAACAAAAAAUUUACUUUUUCUUUUAUAUUUUAACGACCUCAAAAUUGAGUGAAAAAAUUUUUAAGUUAUCCAAUUCUAUGUAAAUAAAUCUCAGCUCUCUAAAAAAAUAUUUUCAAAAUCCAAAAAAACACAUUUUUUUCCAAAAACCCGGUUUUUUGUGCUUUUCCCCUAAAUUUUUUUCAAAAUUGACUUUUCCAUUCGAUUCCUCGUUAAAUUUUACAUAAGAAUCAGUGUUCAAAAAUAUGGAACUCUGAUCUCAUGAACGGCAAAAAAAAAUUUUAAAGUUGUCGCUGUACAGUGCAGUCUGUUGAAGGUUGUGUGAAGGAGGUAAAUUUUGUAUAAUAUGUAAUUUUGUAUGUAUGUAAAUUGUAUUCUUAGACUUGAAUUAAGAAGAAAUCACUGUCUUCAUUCAUAAAAAUAUGCGCUGUAUAUCGACAACUUUGCAUUUUAUUUUGCUGUUCAUGGGAUCAGAGUCCCAUAGUUUUGAACACUGAUUCUUAUGUAAAAUUUAACGAGAGAUCGAAUGGAAAAGUCAAUUUUGAAAAAAAGUUGAUGGAAAAGCACAAAAAAGCGGAUUUUUGGAAAAAUAAUGUUUUUUUGGAUUUUGAAAAUUUUUUUGGAUUUUGAAAAUAUUUUUAUUAGAAAGCUGAGAUUUAUUUACAUAAAAUUGGAUAACGUAAACAUUUUUUUCACUCAAUUUUGAGGUCGUUAAAAAAUAAAAGAAAAACUAUUUUUUUUGUUUGAUCUCAGUUUGAAGUGCGCGCCAAAAAACAAUGGAGCAACUUCACUACAAAGUUAACAGAUAUUCUUCGAUUGGUCUAUAUUAUGAUAUUCUAAAGUUUGGUCAAAAUCGGAAAACCACGGGUACAAAACCAUGUUGCCAAUAUAUAUAUAUUUCUGGCCUAAUAAUGAAAAUAGGCAUAUUUAUCAACGAAAAUGAUUUCUUUUUUUUUCGUUGGAUUUGGCUCGUCUUGGAAGACCCACACGUUCGAUUGCUGUUUUGUUUCGGGCUCAUACGCAUAGAUCCAUGAUUCGUCACCUGUAACGAUCUUAUAAACGUCUUUUGAAGCACCGCGAUCGUAUUUUUUCAGCAUUUCUUUACACCAAUCCACACAAGCCUUUUUUGAGCGAUUGUCAAAUUGUGCUGGAUCCAACGAGAACAAACCAUUUUCACGGCCAGGUGUUCAUGCAAUAUCGAAUGUAUGCUGGUGGGAGAAAUGCAUAGGCAUGCCUCUAUCUGAAGGUAUGUUACAUGACGGUCUUGCAUUAUCAGUUCACGUACGGCAUCGAUGUUUUCUGGCACAACGGCUGUUUUUGGACGACCUUCACGAAAUUCGUCUUUGAGCGAGCGUCGGCCACGAUCGACAAAUCAAAAGUUUUCAAUACUUUACGUGCUUCUAAUUUAAAAAUUUAAUUUAACAAAUGCCAAUUCGCUGAAAUAUCAACAAAAUUUUUGGGAUAUGUCGUGUCCAGAGAGACAUAAAGUCGGAUCCCUCAAAGAUAAAAUCCAUCCAAAUAUGAAACCGCCAACUAGAAUUAAAGAAAUAAAACAAUUCCUAGGCAUGACAGGAUAUUAUCGUAAAUUCAUACGGGACUACGCAAAAGUAGCUUAUCCUAUGGUGAGACUCUUAAAGAAAAAUGCUAUUUUAGAUUUUCAAAAUAUUGAUUUUUUAAACUCUUUUAAUAACUUGAAAAAACUUAUAACCAGUGAACCUGCCUUGCAACCGCCACAUUUUAGUAAAAAAUUCAUACUCACCACCGAUGCUUCGCAAUUCGCUGUUGGCUCUGUUUUGAGUCAAAAUAGUCACCCAAUAUGCUACGCUUCUCGUACCCUGUCGGAUCACGAAAUUCGUUACUCUACUAUUGAGAAAGAAGCCUUAGCCAUGGUAUGGUCUGUGAAACAUUUCCGAACUUAUUUAUAUGGUCGAAAGUUCAUAAUACAAACAGAUCAUAAGCCUUUAACUUGGUUGCAUAAUAUUAAAGAACCUAAUAUGAAGCUACAAAGGUGGAAAAUUCUACUAAAUUAAUAUGAUUUUGAAAUUACGUACAUAUAUUAAAGGAAAGGAUAAUACUGUUGCUGAUACUUUAAGCAGAUACUUUGUUUCAAAUAAAUUCAAUCAAAUUUCUUAGAUAGAGAUAUAUACAAUAAUUUUGGAAGUAGUAAAAUUGAAAGUAAAAAAGUAGCAUACCAUAGUCCUACGUCAUUAGAUGCAACUGUACACAGCGCGUUAGAAGAUAAUUUAAAAUACAUAUAUAUUUAUAACGGAAAGGAGUAUCAAUUGCUAUAAGAACCAAAUCUACUUGAAAUAUGGCCAAGAGGAAAAAAUAUAUUUAAAAAUCGUUAAUAAACUCACAUAAUAGUGACUCAACAUUCUGAUCUAAAAAGUAUUUUACAGAAAGUCUCAUAAACAAGGGCGUUAUAUGUAUUUUUUGUGAAAAUAAUGAACUUUUUGUAAAAUUCCAAUAUUUGUAUGUAAAUUUCUUUGAAAAUAGCAACCUUAAACUAUAUAAAUCAAAUAUUAAAUUAAAUGAAAUUACCGAUAAGAAUGAAAUAUUAACAAUCAUAGAAAAUGAGCAUCUCCAUAAUAAUCAUAGGGGUAUACAAGAAGUUUUCCUUGAAUUGAAAAAUAUAAGAAAUCAAAGCUUACAGGUACUUUGUUGCGAAAAUUUGCCUUUUACCACGGAUGUUAAACAUAGAAUAAUAACGAAAAGCGAUACUCCAAUUUACAGUAGACUUUAUAGAUAUCCAGUAGUACAUCGCGCAGAAGUAGAUAGGCAGAUAAAAGAUAUGUUAGCCCAGGAAAUAAUCAUUCCUACAAUUCGCCAUUAUGGGUUGUACCCAAAAAGGCUGAUAAAAACGGAAAACCACAAUGGCGUGUAGUUAUUGAUUAUCGAAAACUUAAUGAGCAAACAAUCGAUGAUAAGUUCCCAAUUCCAAAUAUGCAGGACAUAUUUGACAAAUUGGAAAAUGUUGUUAUUUUAGCACCAUCGAUCUGGCGAAGGGAUUUCACCAGAUUGAGGUACACCCUAAUGAUAGAGCCAAAACAGCUUUUUCAACGGCAGAUGGUCAUUAUGAAUUCACAAGAAUGCCGUUUGGUCUCAAAACAGCACCUGCAACAUUUCAGAGGCUCAUUAACUAUGUUUUAAGAGAACAUAUAAACAAGAUUUGUGUCGUAUAUUUAGAUGACAUUUUAAUAUUUUCUACAAGCUUUGAAGAACACAUUCUUUCCAUUAAAAAGGUUUUCAAUACUUUACGUGCUUCUAAUUUAAAAAUUCAAUUUAACAAAUGUCAAUUCGCUGAAUUAUCAACAAAAUUUUUGGGACAUGUCGUGUCCAGAGAAGGCAUAAAGCCGGAUCCCUCAAAGAUAAAAUCUAUCGAAAAUAUGAAACCGCCAACUAGUAUUAAAGAAAUAAAACAAUUCCUAGGCAUGACAGGAUAUUAUCGUAAAUUCAUACGAGACUACGCAAAAGUAGCUUAUCCUAUGGUGAGACUUUUAAAGAAAAAUGCUAUUUUAGAUUUUCAAAAUAUUGAUUUUUUAAACUCUUUUAAUAACUUGAAAAAACUUAUAACCAGUGAACCUGUCUUGCAACCGCCAGAUUUUAGUAAAAAAUUCAUACUCACCACCGAUGCUUCGCAAUUCGCUGUUGGCUCUGUUUUGAAUAGUUACCCAAUAUGCUACACUUCUCGUACCCUGUCGGAUCACGAAAUUCGUUACUCUACUAUUGAGAAAGAAGCCUUAGCCAUGGUAUGGUCUGUGAAACAUUUCCGAACUUAUUUAUAUGUCGAAAGUUCAUAAUACAAACUGAUCAUAAGCCUUUAACUUGGUUGCAUAAUAUUAAAGAACCUAAUAUGAAGCUGCAAAUGUGGAAAAUUCUACUAAAUUAAUAUGAUUUUGAAAUUACGUACAUAUAACGGGUGAUUUUUUUGAGGUUAGGAUUUUCAUGCAUUAGUAUUUGACAGAUCACGUGGGAUUUCAGACAUGGUGUCAAAGAGAAAGAUGCUCAGUAUGCUUUGACAUUUCAUCAUGAAUAGACUUACUAACGAGCAACGCUUGCAAAUCAUUGAAUUUUUUUACCAAAAUCAGUGUUCGGUUCGAAAUGUGUUUCGCGCGCGUGUUUUGUUCAGCGAUGAGGCUCAUUUCUGGUUGAAUGGCUACGUAAAUAAGCAAAAUUGCCGCAUUUGGGGUGAAGAGCAACCAGAAGCCGUUCAAGAACUGCCCAUGCAUCCCGAAAAAUGCACUGUUUGGUGUGGUUUGU